AUGCCCUCUUGUGGCACUGGGGGAAAUGUCAACCUCUGGACCAAGAAGCCUGUCUUCAAAUCUCGCUUGCUCCAGAAAUGUGUAUUAACAUUGCUGAACAGAGUUGAUAGAGACCGAAGUGGUGUUAUCACUGAAAGUGAGCUUCAGCAGGCUUUAUCCAAUGGAACAUGGACACCCUUCAAUCCAAAGACUGUCAGGUCCAUCAUAGGAAUGUUUGACCGGAAUAAUAGAGGAGGAGUGGAUUUCAAUGAAUUCAUGGGUCUUUGGAAGUACAUAAUUGACUGGCAGAACAUCUUUCGAACUUAUGACCGGGACAACUCUAAUUUCAUCGACAAAAACGAACUUAAACAGGCAUUGUCAGGUUUUG
Messenger RNA from Rhincodon typus (whale shark), 367 nucleotides. Its product is annotated as programmed cell death protein 6. NCBI's taxonomy places the organism in Eukaryota, Metazoa, Chordata, Chondrichthyes, Orectolobiformes, Rhincodontidae. The annotation marks the transcript as partial. The transcript is spliced from 4 exons. Gene Ontology annotation, molecular function: calcium ion binding. The record is from RefSeq and is a predicted model, not a curated record.